AGUUGUUGUUUUCUUUUGAUCAUCUCGUUCGUAUUCAUGUCUCGUGCUGCCUCUAACGUGUGCCCUUCCAAUCUUGUUCCUGUACCGAGGGCGGCAACGAAGGGAAGUGAUGAUAGGGUUCAGGUUCGUGUUGGUGUUCUCGCUCUACAGGGGGCAUUCUCAGAGCACUGCAUCGUGCUGAGUAAGCUCGAUAUCAAAGGAGUAACCAUCACUCCAUGCGAGGUUCGUACUGUUGCCGAGUUGAACGCCUGUGAUGGUAUCAUCAUACCCGGUGGCGAGUCAACAGCUAUGAAAAUAAUUUCUGACGGUGGAGAAGAUGAUAUCAUUGAGGGAUUGAGGCACUUUGCCCUUUCUGGGCGUCCCGUCUGGGGUACCUGCGCUGGUACCAUCCUCCUAGCCAAGACUGUUUGCCAGAGUAGUAGGAAUGCCUCUGGUGCAAUAGUGGAGCACACUGAAUGCAAGUACGGUAACCCCAUCGGCGUUAUGGACAUCAAAGUGUCCCGCAACUACUUCGGCCGUCAGUUGAAUUCUUUCGAGGCGACCAUUGAUCAGGGCUGCGUGUUUGCUGAUGUUCCUGCUGUUUUCAUCCGAGCACCGGCAAUCCUCGAUGUGGACUCUGAGAAGGUGACUGUAUUAGGCACUAUUCAUCAUCCGUCAUUCGAGGGUCCUAUGAUAUGUGCGGCCAAGGAGGAUAACAUUCUGGUGACAUGCUUCCAUCCUGAGCUCACUGAUGAUCAUACUGUACACUCAUACUUCCUGCGAGAGUUCAUCGUACCCUACGUUAUGAGAAACCAGCAGUAGACGCGGUAAUUCUUAGGCUCUGUCUCAGCUACUUGUUUGCCGAAGACCGUCUCUCGAUUGCUGUGUGAUACUAGGUUACUCUCAUAUA
This is a messenger RNA of Perkinsus marinus ATCC 50983, 889 nucleotides long. Its product is annotated as pyridoxine biosynthesis protein 2, putative. Bases 37 to 801 code for a protein of 254 amino acids. NCBI's taxonomy places the organism in Eukaryota, Perkinsozoa, Perkinsida, Perkinsidae. Gene Ontology annotation, molecular function: glutaminase activity. Gene Ontology annotation, cellular component: cytosol; glutaminase complex. The transcript has 8 exons. Gene Ontology annotation, biological process: pyridoxine metabolic process; pyridoxal 5'-phosphate biosynthetic process. The record is from RefSeq and is a predicted model, not a curated record.